AUGGCGGACUACGGCGAAGAUGUCUGGGAGAACGAGUAUGAUGAGAAUGAGGAAGAAAUGGAAGAUGAGUCCAUUACGGCCGAAGACUGCUGGACGGUGAUUUCAUCUUUCUUCGCCAAGAAGGGCCUCGUAUCGCAACAGAUCGACUCGUUCGACGAGUUUGUCACUACCACCGUCCAGAGCCUCAUGGACGAAUACUCCACCGUCAGUCUCGACCAGAAGCUCCCACCGAGCGACGACCCCGAACCUGCGCGCAUGCGUCGAUACGAGAUCAAGUUUGGUCAUGUUCUUGUGACCCGACCCAACGUCACCGAAGGCGACGGUGCCGUCAAGAACCUUCUUCCCUACGAAUGUCGCGACCGAAACCUAACCUACUCUUGCCCCAUCUACGUUCGCAUAACAAAGGAGGUCAAGAUCGCGAGAGAAAAGGAGGUGCCUUAUGAAGACAUGGACCCCGAUCAGCGCCAGCACUACGAGGAGACUCAGGAACGCCCAACGACCAUAGUAUGGGAGAUGGAGGAGUCAGAGAAAGCCGGCGACAAGAAGAAGUCAGGCCCCGAGCACCUACGAGACAUGGUGUACAUUGGCAAGAUGCCCAUCAUGGUCAAGUCACAGAUUUGCCACCUGCGAAACGAAGACGAUGCCGGCUUGUUCUUGUUGAACGAGUGCCCCUACGACCAAGGUGGUUACUUUAUCAUCAACGGCAGUGAAAAGGUUCUUAUCGCACAGGAGCGGUCAGCAGCAAAUAUCGUCCAAGUCUUUAAGAAGGCCCAGCCCAGCCCCGACCUGUACCAUGCCGAGAUUCGGAGUGCGUUGGAGAAGGGCUCGCGUCUCAUCAGCUCCCUUACCCUGAAGCUCAAGGCCAAGGGUGAGACUGGACGAGGCGGCUUCGGCCAGACAAUUUCCACAACCUUGCCCUACAUUAAGGCAGACAUUCCAAUCGCCAUAGUGUUCCGAGCACUCGGCAUGGUCAGUGACGAAGACAUUCUCAACGCGGUCUGCUAUGACCACAACGACACCCAGAUGCUGGAGAUGCUACGGCCAUGUAUCGAGGAAGCCUUUGCUGUGCAGGAUCGAGACGUCGCACUGGACUACAUUGGCAGGCGUGGGAAUAAUGGUCACCAGGUCGCCAAGUAUAUCCGUAUCAAAAACGCAAAGGAUGUGCUGCAAAAGGAGAUGCUGCCGCACAUUGCUCAAACUGAGGGAUGCGAGACCAGGAAGGCCUUCUUCCUCGGUUACAUGACACACAAGCUGCUGCAGUGCGCUCUCGGCCGUCGUGAUACCGAUGACCGUGACCAUUUUGGCAAGAAGCGACUCGAUCUUGCGGGUCCUCUUCUGGCGAAGCUCUUCCGAAACAUCGUCAAGAAGCUUACAGGAGACCUCAUGGCCUACAUGAAGCGAUGCAUCCAGGAAGAGAAGGGGUUCGACCUCACCCUGGGCAUUCGUCAUGGAACCUUGACCAAUGGCCUCAAGUACUCUUUGGCAACUGGAAACUGGGGCGAUCAGAAGAAGGCAAUGAGUUCUACCGCCGGUGUCUCCCAAGUGCUGAACCGAUACACAUUCUCUUCCACACUUUCCCAUUUGCGACGAACAAAUACACCCAUCGGCCGUGACGGAAAAUUGGCGAAGCCUCGUCAACUACACAACACGCAUUGGGGUCUUGUCUGUCCAGCAGAAACCCCUGAGGGCCAGGCUUGUGGUCUCGUCAAGAACUUGUCUCUAAUGUGCUACGUGAGUGUGGGAACACCGGCAGACCCUAUCAGGGAUUUCAUGAUUCAGCGAAACAUGGAAGUGCUUGAAGAGUACGACCCUGCUUCAAACCCAUACGCAACCAAGAUCUUUAUCAACGGCACAUGGGUUGGUGUCCAUCAGGAUCCAAAGCAUCUCGUUGGUCUGGUGCAAGACCUGCGACGCAAGAGCAUCAUCUCCCACGAAGUUUCUCUUGUCCGAGAUAUCCGUGACCGGGAGUUCAAGAUCUUCUCUGACGCUGGUCGCGUGAUGCGACCCUUGUUCGUAGUGGAACAAGAAGACAACCCUGACACUGGCGCGAUGAAGGGUACCUUGGUGCUUAACAAGGAACACAUCCGGCGUCUAGAGGCCGACCAGAACUUGAACCCGGCGGACGAGGACUACUUCGGCUGGGACAGUCUGCAGCACAGUGGUGUCAUCGAGUAUCUGGAUGCCGAGGAAGAGGAAACGGCGAUGAUUUGCAUGAGUCCCGAGGAUCUCGAUGAGUACCGGGAGGCGAAGAAGAGGCCAAAGCAGACCGAAGAAGAACACCAUCAGGAGAAACUGGAUCGCCUGAACGAUGACUCUACGGACCUGAACGCUCGUGUCAAGACUAAGAUCAACACCGACAUCAACAUGUACACGCAUUGUGAGAUCCACCCUAGCAUGCUUCUGGGGAUUUGCGCCAGCAUUAUCCCCUUCCCUGACCACAACCAGUCUCCACGAAACACGUACCAGUCGGCUAUGGGUAAACAAGCAAUGGGCUUCUUCCUUACCAACUACUCGCGGCGCAUGGACACAAUGGCAAACAUUCUGUACUACCCACAGAAGCCUCUGGCGACAACACGCUCUAUGGAAUUCCUGAAGUUCCGAGAGCUGCCCGCCGGCCAGAAUGCGAUCGUGGCCAUUGCUUGCUACUCUGGAUACAACCAGGAAGAUUCCGUCAUCAUGAACCAGAGCAGUAUCGAUCGCGGUCUGUUCCGGAGUCUCUUCUUCCGUUCGUAUACCGAUUCGGAGAAGCGGGUGGGUAUCAACGUCGUUGAGUCUUUCGAGAAGCCGUUCCGCUCCGACACGCUCCGGUUGAAGCACGGCACAUACGACAAGCUUGACGACGAUGGAAUCAUCGCGCCUGGUGUCAGGGUUUCUGGCGAAGAUAUCAUCAUUGGAAAGACCUCCCCCAUCAACCCUGACAACCAGGAACUCGGACAACGCACUGCUCAGCACGUCAAGCGAGACGCAUCCACUCCGCUUCGAAGCACCGAGAGCGGCAUCAUUGACUCCGUCGUGGUCACCACGAACCAGGACGGCUUGCGUUACGUCAAGGUUCGAGUUCGCACGACCAAGAUCCCUCAGAUUGGUGACAAGUUUGCUUCUCGUCACGGUCAAAAGGGCACUAUUGGUGUCACUUACCGUCAGGAAGACAUGCCAUUCAGUCGUGAAGGUGUUACACCCGACAUUAUCAUCAACCCUCACGCCAUUCCGUCGCGUAUGACAAUUGCUCACUUGAUCGAGUGUCUGUUGUCCAAGGUGUCUACCUUGAAGGGUAUGGAGGGCGAUGCGACACCUUUCACCGACGUCACCGUUGACUCCGUCUCCGAUCUGCUUCACGCGCAUGGAUACCAAUCGCGUGGUUUCGAAGUCCUGUACCACGGGCACACCGGGCGCAAGCUCAGGGCCCAGGUCUUCUUCGGGCCGACAUACUACCAGCGUCUCCGUCACAUGGUGGACGACAAGAUUCACGCCCGGGCCCGUGGCCCCGUGCAAAUCAUGACGCGGCAACCAGUCGAGGGUCGUGCUAGGGAUGGUGGACUGCGUUUCGGAGAAAUGGAACGUGAUUGUAUGAUUGCCCACGGAGCGGCUGCCUUCCUGAAGGAGCGUUUGUUCGAGGUGUCAGAUGCGUUCAGAGUCCACAUCUGUGAGAUUUGUGGACUCAUGACGCCUAUUGCCAACCUCACCAAGCAGUCCUUCGAAUGCCGGCCCUGCAAGAACAAGACAAAGAUCGCCCAGGUGCACAUUCCAUAUGCCGCCAAGCUGCUCUUCCAGGAGCUGGCAGCCAUGAACAUUGCCUCGCGCAUGUUCACCGACCGGUCGGGCGUGUCGAUCAGGUAG
Molecule: messenger RNA, 3837 nt
Organism: Diaporthe batatas
Lineage: Eukaryota; Fungi; Ascomycota; Sordariomycetes; Diaporthales; Diaporthaceae
Product: DNA-directed RNA polymerase II subunit RPB2
Exons: 3
Coding region: 1-3837 (1278 amino acids)
Biological process (GO): DNA-templated transcription
Cellular component (GO): RNA polymerase II, core complex
Molecular function (GO): ribonucleoside binding; DNA binding; DNA-directed RNA polymerase activity
Source: RefSeq, a predicted model, not a curated record